This is a messenger RNA of Closterium sp. Naga37s-1, 1419 nucleotides long. NCBI's taxonomy places the organism in Eukaryota, Viridiplantae, Streptophyta, Zygnematophyceae, Desmidiales, Closteriaceae. The record is from the annotation of a GenBank genome assembly.
AUGGAGGCGGGUGACCCGACACCACUAAACGACGUGCAGUGCCAGGAACCAGAGGAACGUGCGGAUGUGGAUGCGCGUGCUCGCAUGGACGAACGCGCUGAAGGUGCUGACGUGGACGGGAUAAUCGAACACGUGGCAGUGAUAGACGAGAGCAUGGCGGACGCCUAUCUGGACGAUAAUGACCAUCUCGACGACGCUAGCGACGACGAUGGCGAUGACGGCGAUUCGGAUGUGUCAGCGGACGACGUUGGCGAUGCAAACGACGCUGACGAAGAUGCAGGCGACAUGGAUGGCGACAUAGAGGGGGGACGUGCCGCCGUAGAGGGUGGGGGGGAGCCGAUCGGGGGACGUGGAGGUGCGGCGGAGGAGGAGAAGGAAGAAGAACUGGCGGAGGAAGAAGAAGAGGAGGAAGAGGAGGAAGAGGAGGAGGAAGAAGAAGAGGAACUGAAUGAGGCACAGCGCGUUGUGGUUGCUGACGACGAUGAGGCGAGCGUUCACUCGGAGGAGGAAGAGGAGCAAGGGGAGGAUGCGGGCGGGCAGGAGGAGGGGGAGGGGGUAGGCGCGCGUGAGGGUGAUGGAGAAGCUCGGUGCCAAAGGGAGGGGGGGACAGGUGGCGAUGGUGAUGAGAGGCCGGGCGGAGUGGUGGCGGAUGGGGGGAGGCGAGAGGCGGGAGGUGAAGAGGCGGAGGUAGCAGGAGAGGGGAGGAGAGGAGUGCAAACAGGUGGGCGCUUGGAGGAGGAGAAGGAAGCGGAGGCAAGCGGUGAGCAAUCAGAGGCAGAAGGAGCGAAGGGCGGAACGGAGAGAGGAGAGGUAUUGGCAGCAGCGCAGGCACGUGAGACCGCGGCCGCGCCUGCAGGAGGGGAGACACAAGGAGCACGAGAGGGUGCUGCUGCGGGAGAGAUGCCCUCGCCAGGGGACGCUCACAUAGCGGAGGGAAGGGCGCCUUCAGCCAGUGACGCGGCUGUAGCAGCUGCGGAUGCACCUUCAACAGGGGAGGCAGCUGUAGCAGCAGUAGAGGUGCCGGUGGCGUAUGUGAAGCGCAUGAUGCGCCUGGAUGGCGAGGUGCGGUAUGUUUCGUCCGAUGCUGCCCAGCUGGUGGCCUCUGCCGCCCACCUCUUUCUCGAGAGCCUUGCUGCUGCUGCCUUCUCCCGCACUCGCUCCGCCCGCCGGUUGACAAUCACCCAGGCUGACGUGGCAGCUGCUGUGCGCUCAUCGGAUAAGAUCAGCGAUUUCAUUGGCUCGUCCAUAUCCUGCCUUCGACACGUCAGCAGCGGUCCAGCUCGUGCUGACGCAGCGCGGGGGCAGGGGAGAGUGGGCCCGGAGGGGUCAAGGAAGCGGGAGAGGGCAGAGGCAGCAGCGGCAAGAGCAGUGCGGGACAGGAAGGCGAGAUUUAUCACCGCUUUUUUCCUCAACUCCUAG